Paramuricea clavata is the source of this 585-nucleotide messenger RNA. NCBI's taxonomy places the organism in Eukaryota, Metazoa, Cnidaria, Anthozoa, Malacalcyonacea, Plexauridae. The record is from the annotation of a GenBank genome assembly.
AUGAGGACAGGAAUAUUUCCAGAUGAUUGGAAAUUUGCCAAAGUGACUCCAAUAUAUAAGUCAGAAGACAAAACCUUAUGCGAAAACUAUAGACCGAAAUCAGUUACUUCGAAUAUCGCCAAAAUAUUUGAGAAAUUAGUCUGUAGACAAUUAAAUACCUUCCUGGAUAAUAACAACAUGCAUAAUUGUAAAAAUCAAUCAGGUUUCUUUCGCAAUCACUCAAGCGAAACCUGGUUACUGCAAUCUACUGAAAUGUGGUUGAAAUCAAUGGACCAGGGUCAAAUUAAUGGGGUUAUAUUCUUAGACCUGAAAAAAGCAUUUGAUACGAUUGAUUACCAGAUUCUAUUGUCAACACUACAAGCUUAUGGGAUACGCGACCACACGCUCAAAUGGUUCCAAUCGUAUUUGGAUCAAAGAAAGCAAAUUUGCAUGUUAAAUAACUGUAAAUCUGAUAUUAAAACAAUUCGUUGUGGAGUACCUCAGGGUCCAAAUCUUGGACCUCUAUUAUUUCUCAUUUAUAUUAACGACCUCCCAAACUGCCUAGAAACAACACACUCUAAUUUAUUUGCUGAUGACCCAAUUUAA